AUGAAGUUUGGAAGAAACUUGGAUUUCAGGCUUAUCGCCAUCUGCACUACGUGUUUAUUGCUUCCAGUACUAGCCUGCCCCUCUGGGUGUGCGUGUAAGUGGAGAGAUGGCAAACAGCUUGUGGAAUGUCUGAACAGAGGAUUCAAAGCAAUCCCCGACUCAUUAGACCCGCAAACACAAAUACUAGAAUUUGCUGGUAAUGAUCUUCAAGUUCUACAGAAGGAAAUAUUUCGAAAACUAAACAUACUUGAUCUACAAAAAAUUUAUCUUCAAAAUUGCAAAUUGCACAAAAUCGACAACAAUGCUUUCAAAGGUCUAUCUAAUUUAGUCGAAUUAGAUUUGUCAAAUAAUUAUCUCACUGUAAUUCCGUGCACCAACUUCGAAUAUUUCCACAAUCUAAUGAAGCUGAUAAUGAAUAACAAUCUUGUAACGACCAUAAAAUCACAUUGUUUUGAGCCAUUGUCUUUCUUAACUAAUCUGGAGUUAAGUGACUGUAAAAUUGAAGUAAUCGAACAGGAAGCAUUUUCGGGCCUAACACAUUUACAAUGGCUAAGAUUAAGUGGAAAUAAAUUAUCCAAUAUUCAGGGAGAGAACUCCUUUCCUAGUACAUUAAAAGGGAUCGAGUUACAAAAUAAUACUUGGAACUGCGACUGUCAUUUGCGAGAUUUACAUACUUGGUUACGCAAUUUUGAUCAAAUUCAUGAUGUUGAACCGAUUUGCUCGAGUCCAGAACGACUGAGGAAGCGCACAAUUUCAAGUAUAUAUGAACGAGAUUUAGCCUGCGUACCGAAAGUAACUCCUGUGUCUAUGCACAUAGAAAUGAAUAUUGGUAGUAACGUAACACUUGAGUGUUCGGUCAAGGCCAUACCAGAGGCAAAAAUAUCCUGGUUAUAUCAAGGACAAGUGAUACCCAACUACACUAAUACGGUGCUCGAUUCACGAGAUAUAUAUUUUAUUGAGAACGGCUUAACCGAUAAAAAGAGCGAACUGUAUAUAUUUAACGUAGGAAUUGAUGAUAAUGGAACUUAUUCUUGUGUAGCAGAAAAUUCAGCAGGGAAGGUUUGGGCCAAUUACUCACUUAAAGUCAUUGUAAAAGAGGAACCAGUAGUUAUUGUAGUUUCGUUUCCUCAGAGACAUUUGGUUGUUAUAGUAACAAUUGUGUUUUUAGUAAUUGUGUUACUGAUUGCUAUAAUAGCUGUAGUUUUGCUAAAAUCCAAACCUGAUACAGCUCGGAGUCGAAAAAAGAAAGAGAGUGGUAAAGAAGUUGCUCUUUGUAAUCAAAUUCUGCCACCAAGUCGCAACAACGGAACUUUACCAAAAAAUAAUGGGAGUCUCAUUGAGACACAAUCACAUCACUCACACUAUACCGUACAUAAUAACCGUGAGUAUGAAAUCAAUGAUAUGUAUCAAUGUAAUAACAUGAAAAACUUUGUCGACCGCAAUCCUGAUCUAAUUAACGAUGCAGAAAUUUGUGGUACGCAACCUGAUAACAGUGCAUCGUUAUCUCUAUACAAAACUCAUAUUCCAAACGCAGAUGGAUUUCAACAAGAAACAACGUUUAUUGCCGCACCAAUGCCUCGACAAGUUACUUGGCAAGACCAACAACAAAACAUGAAUCACCCGAAUUUUCCUCAAAAUACUAUCAAUAAUAUAUACCAGCACUCAGCCGACGUUCAUUUAAAUCCUGGCUAUUUCUUGGAUAACGAUGGUUAUCCACAUGAUUAUGGUUUACCAAAACAUCAAUUUCGACCAUCAAUUAUAUCAAACUAUUCAGCUGUUGGACCUUUUCAAACUUUGCCUUAUAAUAAAGCAAAAGUUCAGAACGUAGUGACAAAGUUUGCCAAUGAUAAUGAGUUUAACACUACCUCCCCCCUUCGUCCAAAUUUUGAAGUAUUCAGAUCAACAAAUGUGCGUCGUACAUUAGAUGGAUACCCUGUUCCCCGAAACCGCCAGAUUACUUUCGUUGGUAAUGGCUCAGUGUUUUAUAAUGAAGAAUUUGUUCCGUCCCCGCCAGAAGGUUACAAAAUGGAGCCAUACUCUGCUCCCAUAGAACCGACUUCGUCAUGCGAGAAACCAAAGGGUACAGUUUCAAUGAUGGUUUCAAAAGGCGCAACCCAAGCUCCUGGAAAGAAUUACCAAAUUGAAACUCGGUGUGUAGAUACACAAACAAACGCUUGUACAGAUAACUUUCACGUUGUAGACUGUUCUGAAAAUGUUCUCAAAACAAUGCCUCAGAUUUUAAAUGCAAAAUGUGCAUCGGAUAUAUGUUCAGAAAGUCCUGAUGAGGGUUAUGUGGAUGCGAACGAUAUCUGACGACGACGGCAAGUACCCUGCGUUAAACGCGAAAUAAGUGAUAAAGCGACUGAAUAAUUAGUAUCUUAAAUAAGAUUUAGGAAAAUAUUAGAUGGAGCAUAUUUUGCAUUCACUGCUUUUAAAUCAUACAUAACAGUAUUAUCAAAGAAUUGUUAAUAGUUAAUAUUGCAAGGUUAAUUUCUAAACUUUUACAGGGAUGAAAAUUUGUAAAAUAUGCUUCAUCUUCUAGAUAGAUUUGAUGAAUGGUGUGAUGUAAAAAUCAAAUAUCAUUAACCAAUAAUUUUCUAGUCAUCUCAUACUCAUGAUUUUUA
Messenger RNA from Amyelois transitella, 2624 nucleotides. Its product is annotated as leucine-rich repeat-containing protein 24. The record is from RefSeq and is a predicted model, not a curated record. The transcript has a single exon. The coding region runs from base 1 to 2313 and encodes 770 amino acids. NCBI's taxonomy places the organism in Eukaryota, Metazoa, Arthropoda, Insecta, Lepidoptera, Pyralidae. Gene Ontology annotation, molecular function: protein binding.